Messenger RNA from Tarenaya hassleriana, 620 nucleotides. RefSeq lists its product as uncharacterized. Lineage: Eukaryota; Viridiplantae; Streptophyta; Magnoliopsida; Brassicales; Cleomaceae. Gene Ontology annotation, biological process: DNA-templated DNA replication; DNA synthesis involved in DNA repair. The coding region runs from base 47 to 418 and encodes 123 amino acids. The transcript is spliced from 2 exons. Gene Ontology annotation, cellular component: delta DNA polymerase complex. Gene Ontology annotation, molecular function: DNA-directed DNA polymerase activity. The record is from RefSeq and is a predicted model, not a curated record.
GGAAAGAGAAUUCAAAAUUUGAACUGCUGAGAGAGAGAGAGAGGCUAUGGCGACAACAGGAAAGAAUCUCAAAGGUUUCUUCAGGCAAAAGAAGAGCAAUGUCACCGGAGGCAUCUCUAAGUCCAAGUCUUCCCGGAAAGUUUCUCCGAAGCACGCCGCUACUCAGGGUUCCGAUGUUACCCAACCGGCGGCGCUGAUUGCUCACGGCACAAUCGAUCUCAAUGAUGAUUAUGACAAGAAUGAAGAGAUUCUGAGGCAAUUUGACAUGAAUAUGGCUUACGGUCCAUGCCUCGGAAUGACAAGACAGGCUCGUUGGGAGCGAGCUCGACGUUUGGGAAUGAACCCGCCAAAUGAAAUCGAGAGCCUUUUGAAAAACGAGAAGGUUCAACAAGAAUGCCUUUGGAACGGUCGUGUCUAAAUGUUCGCCCCACGUUAUCUAUAUCAGUGAAUGAUGAUGCAAUGCCUUCACAGAUCCUUAUUCAGCCACCGGCUGUGCGUUUGGGUAGUUCUAGACUUCUAGUGUGAAACCAUAGAGUUCUUGUGUGUUAAACCUUUAUCUUGGCAAUGCAAUUGAUCUUAUUGCUAUGCAUAAUCAAUGGAAGAAUGAAUCUUCAGCUGCA